AGAACGGGUGAGCUCAUCUAAGCUGGAACAUGCUCCAAGGUUUAUGAGCCACUCAAUGCAGAUGAUAUCAGAGGGGGAUAAUCUGAGGCCGGGAGCAAAGCUACUCAGGAAAUCGCAACAUCCACUUUAGGACGCAUUCCAUGCCUAAACAGAGCAGCCAGCCAAGUGCAGCCAGCCACAGGCCCUAGGUGUUAAUGUCAUGAUGAGCCUGUAACACUGGUAGCCAUGGAAACCCAAUCCAGAGAAAUGGAGGCAGGAGAGAAGUCCCCUGAGUCCAAGGAUUUGCUGCCCAGCCAAACUGCCAGUACCUUGUGUAUCAGCUCGCGCAGUGAGUCCGGUUGGAAUACUCCUCCCCAGAACAAGUGGGAUGUCUACCACAAGCCGGUCAUUGUCCUGUCUGUGGGUGGAGCAGUGUUCCUUUUUGGCGUGGCUAUCACCAGCUUGACCUGCUUCGUCAUAGACAAAAACACCAAUACGACCAAGCCAGAAACGACCAAGCCAGAAAAGCCAGAAAAGAACAGCAAUAUGACCAAGGAGGUUUUUAAACUGUGCGGACCAGCCUUCCUGUCACUGGGCCUCAUGCUGCUAGUCUGUGGCCUUGUCUGGAUCCCCAUCAUCCGGAAAAAGCUGCGCCAGAAGCAGAAAUAUCACAUCCUCCAGAGCAUUAAGUCUUUCUUUCUCAACCGCUGAAGGUGGCUGCUCUCCAGUUCUGCCAAGAGGUGAAAAGGAUGGUGUUAGCAGGACAGGGCCCAGCCUUU
This is a messenger RNA of Elgaria multicarinata webbii, 758 nucleotides long. It is a transcript of the gene PIRT, whose product is annotated as phosphoinositide interacting regulator of transient receptor potential channels. Gene Ontology annotation, biological process: positive regulation of cation channel activity; phosphatidylinositol-mediated signaling. The record is from RefSeq and is a predicted model, not a curated record. The transcript is spliced from 2 exons. Bases 226 to 690 code for a protein of 154 amino acids. Gene Ontology annotation, cellular component: plasma membrane. Gene Ontology annotation, molecular function: phosphatidylinositol bisphosphate binding; transmembrane transporter binding. NCBI's taxonomy places the organism in Eukaryota, Metazoa, Chordata, Lepidosauria, Squamata, Anguidae.